Messenger RNA from Drosophila serrata, 5294 nucleotides. RefSeq names its product anastral spindle 1 (gene ana1). NCBI's taxonomy places the organism in Eukaryota, Metazoa, Arthropoda, Insecta, Diptera, Drosophilidae. The record is from RefSeq and is a predicted model, not a curated record.
GAGGAAUUUUUGAAGUUGCUUGAUUUUCCAGUCAAAAGUUGUUUUUGUUUCGUGUAUGCCCAUGCUGCCGUAAUAAUUGUUAGUAAAUUAAGAGCAAAUGGCUCUGCAGUUCCAGGUGAACGGAAAGUUCGGCCGGAAGCCCAUCAGCAGGCUGGACGACCCGGAACGGGUGCGCAAAGAUCUGGAGCGUCAGCGUCGCAUAACCCGUUUGCAGCAGGUGCGUGUGGCCUCCAACAAUAUGACCAAGACAAUACGCGAGAAAGUCUCCGCCGAGAAGAAGCGACAGCUUGAAAUCCUGGAACGAACGAAACAGAAGGAGGUUGACGCCUGGCGUGAGCAUGUUUUGGCCAAAAAGCACCAGGACUACCGCUCGGCCAUUUUCCAAGUGGGCGGCGCCCACCGCGCAGCGAGGGAAGAGAAUGAGCGUAUCGAACAGCAGCGCCUGGAGAAAAAAGAAAAAAUUAAUAACUGCCGCAAGCAGGCGGCGAGGUCGUUAAAGCUCAAAGCCAACAAUGUUAAGCUGCUGCCAACGACCGAAAUGAACCUUAAUCCGGAGGGACGAGCCACGGCGGGCACACAAACCCCGACUAUACCGGUCGAGAACAACGAGAAUCGUCUUCGCGGUGGUUCCGAAAAACCCGGUUGGAACAAUGAGAGCAAGCGCAAUAGGUGUUGCGAUGCCUUCACCGAUGAGGAUGAAUCAACCGAGGACGACUCUAUAUUGACAAGCACAAGUCCCACAAGCAAUAGUCGGCUACAGAAGACUCCGCCGGUAAUACUUGAUGUGGACAUGGAUGAUUCGCUUUCCGAAACCGUGAACGAUGAUCAGGGCUUGGAGAUCAACGAUCGGUUCAUGCAAACCAACCGCAAAUUCAGCCAUGUGGUGAGACCCAACAAGGAAGUCAGUCCAGAGAGGACAGAGAGCCAGCGCCGGCCGAGGUUCACCCAGAUCACCGAUUUGGUCAGACGCACUGAGACCAUGACAAGUAUUAGAUCCGAACCAAGUCGUCCGACAGAACCUGAGGUGGCUGAAACUGUGCCACCGAGUCCCACCAAAUCACUGCCACGGUCGCCUACUAAAACCAUAAUUCAAGUGGAGGCAGUAUCUACUAAGACCACCAAAUCGGCAGGAUCUCCCAAGAAAUCUAGCUUAGCAACACGCCAAGCACAACAACAACCAGUCAAGCGAGGUGGCUUAAAAACGAAUCCACCUCCCGCCAAGGUUAUUGAUCCGGGCAUCUUGAGGAAUCAAAAAGGAAAGACACAGGCCACACUUACAAAAGUGGCUACCGCCAUAAAGGAUCCAGCGCCUCCGACCAGGCCGGUUCCAGCGCAGCAACCAAUUGGAAACCUGCGACCUAUUCCCCAACAAGCAAAUUUACCACAACAAAUGCCUGUCAUGCCGAACCCCCCGAUGCCACAGGCAUAUCCUCUGCCACAAGCUCAGCCAUAUAUUCAUAUUUAUCCGCAAGCAAUGCAACCUUACGCGGUGCCAUACUCGAUGCCCUUUCCCAUGCCACCUCAUCCAAUGUACGGCCAGCAGCCAGUGCAUGUGCCCGCUACGACAGCACCCCCGAGCAUCACCACCCAGUCCACGGUUUCCACAAGCACUACUACAGUGCAGCAAGGAACAAAGACUGUACAGUCGGGAGGACGGGUUCAGUUCUAUGAUCACAGCAACAAAUACCAUCGAACCUACGAGGCGCCAACGCAGUCUGUGCAAUGCAAUGAGAAAGAUCCCACUCAGCUGAACGCAAUGGAUCAUGCCCGCAUCGAGGAUCAACUAAGAGAACUACGAGAGCAGGAGCUGGAUAAACUCAGAAAAAUUACCCACGAUCGGGGUCAGAAGGCCUUGGAGCGCGAGCAAAUUCGUCGAGACUGCGCAGAGCUCACGGAAAAACUGGAUGCCAUGACCCAGCAAGAUCCGAACCUCUUGCCGAGCGAUGCCAACUUUACGGCUAGUCAUCGAUAUGUGGAUGUGGCGGCCAGGCGAGAGCAGAAAAUGAACGAGGCCAUGGAACAAAUGCUGCUGCGUCCGUCCAUUAUUACCUGUCCCGAAGUCAGCACCAAAUCAGGCCCAACUACAUCGGCGCGAAAAAAGGUUAGUGUUUCGGAAGCGGUUAACUUAGGCGAAUAUCCAGUUAGAGGUAAUCGAAACUACGUGGACAGCACCGAGAGCUGCUGCUCCAUCCUUCUCGAUUAUGCCGACGAUCAGAGCAAGCAGCUGAGGUCCGACAUUAAGGCCCAAAAGAGCAACUCCGUAAAGUCGAUGAGACUGCGGGGUCUGCUGGAUCGAAUUGAAACUAUACGCGAACACCUGCUGGAUGAGCUGAAGGCGGGCGAGGACGCCGAAUCGAAGGGUGACAAUGCCCAGAAGUUGAUUGACAACAUACGUCAAGAGCGAGCGGAUAUUCUGGCGGAAAGAACGAGGUCGCUUAACGAACGGGAAUCGGAUUUGCAGCAAAAGGAAGCCAUUCUUGAUCAGCGCUUAAAAGAUUUCUACAAAGAUGUUCAGAACAAGAAAUCCAGUGAUGAUGGUAAUGGUAAAGCAGCCUCCAAGUCGGACAAGCCACUGGAGAUAAUCAUCAAAGUGCAAAGUGACGGCACCGUGAAGCAAUAUGUGCCGCGCGGUAAAUCAAAACCUAAAGCCAAAGUGGAAACUAUGGUAAACGGCAAGGUAGUUCCAACGGGCACCUCAGACAACACACCCAGAGAGCAACCUGAGAGAACAACACAGGUCGCGACCGGAAGGCAGAUUGCGCCACAGGAUCAGCGUCAGAACUCGUUUGAUUCGAACUCCACCGCCUAUCGCAGUCUGCCGCCUGUGAGCUACAAAAGCUUCAAUCCCAACAGGGGCUCCGAAGGGGAACGUUCUGCAGUGGCGCCUUUACAUCCCUUGAUUGCUCACUACAUCGAUCGUCUGCUAACGAUGACAACCGAGAACAUGGCCGAAGUAGCUGUGAGCAACUCUGAUCUAACCACACCAUCUCCAUCGAUCAUCAACACAUCAAGUAAUGUAUGCCCGGAUCCGGACAAGGAAUAUGCGGAUAUCGUAAAUGCUGAGCGCAUGGAGCGGGUCGAGAACUUCAUUGCCGAGAAUCGUAGCUUUGUCAACGACCUUGAGGAUUCCAUACGAUGCCAGCAGCAAUUACAAAGGGAGCAGCAGGCCCACGACAUAGAGAAAAGCAUACAGAACUUUGAUAAGAUCUGGAAGAAGCGUUUAGCGACCAACCAGGAUGAAGCCAACAGAAAACUCAAGGAAAGAGAAAGGCCAGAUGCAAGUAAAAGGCUUCAAGAAGUUAAUAAAAGAGUGAUACCCCAGGAUAAUCGUAAAGCCCAGCCUCCCCAGGUGGACAAAGACAGAAGGCAAAGAACUGAGACCCGAGUCCAGCAAGAAAUGGUGACCAGAGUAGGGCAACAGACCUCUGACGGCAAAACAUUCACUGUGACGCAAAAAUCGAAAACAAAGUCGACCAGUGCAUCCUCAUCGACCCGUCAAAUGGACCGUUUCGAAGAGUUAACAGAGAAUUGCACCGCGCGUAUUGCCGAGCUGACAGACCUGAUCACUAAGGUGCGCGAGGAGAAGCAGCGUCUGGUGGAAGUCACACUCACAUCGAACAGUGAUGGCGAGCGCCAGUCUACGGAGUACUUCGAGCUGCCAACUGGCCAGAAGCAGCACGAGCAGCCCAGAAGCAGAACCCAAUCUGAACGCAGCGAUUCCCAGACGGCUUCCCUCUCGGAGGGUCUGCCUCUGCAGAAGAACAAGCCCACGGCUGCCAGCAGGGAUAGUGGCAUUGCGGACUCGCGCCCCCUUACGGCUCAAGGGCAUGUAAACGUGGAGACAGAGCCCGUUUUGCUAGGCUCCUCCAACAAUACAUUGCGGAAUCGGACUAAAGCACCUCCAGCUACCAUCCGGCGUUAUAGUCCCCAGUUGGACGAGGAUGACUUGGGCCACGAACUAUCCACUAUUACGGAAGUGGAGACUCCGGGGCAGUCACACAUUGUGGCCGCUACACCGGUGCCCAGGCCAUUUCCUAACUUUGAGCAGUAUGCCAAGGAAUUGCAUCUGGACUUGUCCACGGUGGGAGCUAAUGAGAGCCAGCAGCUGCAGCGCGAUUUCAACGAUCUUGUAGAAGUGGUUCAUCAGCGUGUCGGCGCUGAUUACCGUGAGUUUCCCACCAUUAAUGCGUACCUGCAUAACAUUACCACCACCAACCAUCACAUGGAGGUGGGUGAGGACCAGGAACAGGAGACCAUGGAAACGGCAGAAUUGAUCCGUCAGUUACGGGUGGUUAAUUAUAAAAUUCGUGAGUUUCCCAAACGUAGAGAAUACUUACAGAAGCUAGUUGAGCAGCAGCCGGCCGAUGAGAGGGCGCUAAUAGACAGUGCUAGCCUCGAGUCAUCCGAUUCCCUGGAUGUGGAGCAAGAACUGCGCCAGCGAAGGAUUCUACGGAGCUCCUUUCGUCGCGGCAUUAUGUCAGAGGUCACACUGACGGCCCAAGAGGUGGCCAGUAGCACGCGGCGCGAAAGCGUGGCUCCCACCGUCAACGAGCCUCCCAAUGAGAGCGGCAUUGAUUACCUAACCGGAAGCAAUUACUCUUCCGAUUUGGACCAGAGGGAUCCGCACUGGCAUGCCCCAGUGCAAAAUAGAAGGAAUCGGUUGGGUGGUAUGCAGACCAGCACUGCCAGCACAUCGCCAGAACGGAUACCUCGUCGCUCCAGGGCCGGUGAGGGUAACCAUCACCGGUCCCACGAUGAGUCCGGCAUGCAAGAUGCCAGUCAACUGGGGAAAUCUCUGAAUUUACGGCAAUUUCUGGCUCGGGAACUGAUCAGGCAUAGCGGGCAGACCAGUGAAGGAGAGAGUUCAGACGAAUCUCUUAGACGACACUUCCUGAAGUCUGUCCUCCACUCUUUCUCGCCAAACACCACGAAUUUAAACCCAGCCGUGGCCGUGAGCAAUGCCACUGGAGCCACCAACGACAGACAAAAGACUUCCACUCCCGUUGGCUCCUUCAUUUCAUUGCCAAAUAAAUCCGGUUCCAUUCAGAGCACGGGCACGGCACUUUUUUCCGGGGAGAGCCGCCUCUCCCUGGUCAAUUAUCCGGAUGGCACUCCACCCAUUCCCUACGAGCAACAAAGUAAGCAAAGUACAAAACACAACCCAUCCCCAAAUCAAAUGAUGUCUGGCGGUAAAGAAGCUCAUCGAAAGUCACCACGUAAAUGAUCAGGAAAAAUUAUGUUUGGAUUUUAAAUUGUAUUAUUGAAUUGUAUAAACAAUUAUUUCUAUUUUAAUA